AUGACUCUUCCAGUCAGAAUCUUCAAUACUCACUCUUCUACUAACUCCUUCACUAACCCCCACCACCAAACCAUCAUGUACUAUCGUCCACCAACCGUCAUUCCCUCUGUUCCAUGUGUCACUCCAAUGGUAACCCCAGCCGUCGUCGCCACUCCAAUGAUCACUCCUGUCGUGGCGGCUCCGAUGAUGGCAACUCCAGUCGUGUCUCCUGUCGUCACCCCGGUUGUCGCUACUCCAAUGAUUGCUCCAAUGGCUCCAGCCUAUGCUGCUCCAUGUGCUCCAUUCGGAGGAGUCAGAUACUUCUGA
Molecule: messenger RNA, 306 nt
Organism: Caenorhabditis briggsae
Lineage: Eukaryota; Metazoa; Nematoda; Chromadorea; Rhabditida; Rhabditidae
Exons: 2
Coding region: 1-306 (101 amino acids)
Source: RefSeq, a predicted model, not a curated record